Molecule: messenger RNA, 6460 nt
Organism: Austrofundulus limnaeus
Lineage: Eukaryota; Metazoa; Chordata; Actinopteri; Cyprinodontiformes; Rivulidae
Gene: sema6cb
Product: semaphorin 6Cb
Biological process (GO): axon guidance; positive regulation of cell migration; neural crest cell migration
Cellular component (GO): plasma membrane
Molecular function (GO): semaphorin receptor binding; chemorepellent activity
Source: RefSeq, a predicted model, not a curated record
UGUCACAGCCGUGUGUGGGGCGUCUUUUCGCUACGCUGGCGCUCUGGGAAUACCAACAGUUUUCCGCAAACAUCCAGCUUCAAACCAACAAUUAAUUCAUCUUCUGCUCUGUCGUGAGUUUGUUUCAUUUCUUCGACUUUAAUUCGCCACAGAAAGAGACUGCGACGAGUGUUUUUUUCUCAGUGGAAGUAGCAGGGAGACAAUAAAAGAUUCAUGGACAGCUGCAGCUGAAGCCUGUUCCAAUCCUAUUUGCUGCAGACAGGAGACUGUUUGAAAGCUGUAAGGCCGGAGGAAAGUUAAUGAGAAGACUUUGAUCAGCUGACACUUUGCCUUACAACACUCCCUUAUUCCAUCUGUUGUCGUCCAAUAAGAUUACUGUUAACUCGUACGUGGACAGAGGAAGUUUAUUGAAGACUGAACGUCCUCAACGGGACAACCUCUGAGGGAUUUUUCACCUCUAACGUCGCACCGACCACGCCAUAUUUGUCCUUUACACGUUUGAAAGUGCUUCCUCGGAGAAGCAGAAGCAGCAGCUUGUUGGAUCAGAGGACGUGACAAAACUGAGGAUAGGGGGAGUACGCUGUGGGCCAUGUGUUUCUGGUGAGGUCCCCCAUCUUCUGCCAACAUGAGGCUGAUGCUCAGACCACCUCGACCCAUCCUGCCAGCCUUCUUGGCUCUCACCUUAGUCGCCUUUAUACCUCAGCUGUCCUCAGGAGCUGCACCAUUUCCCCAAGACCUGGAACCAAUCAGCAUUGUGGAAAGAGAAUCUUCGCACCUUUACCCCAGCUUCCAGGGGCUCAUGUCAGACAACGACACACUCCGCCUGGGCCUGGACUUCCAAAGGAUGCUGAGGAUCAACCACAUGCUGUACAUCGCUGCCCGGGACCAUGUGUUCGCAGUCAAUCUGGCCACGUCAUCUGAUCAGAUAAUCCCCCAGCAGAAACUGACGUGGAAAACGAAGGAUGUGGAGAAGUGCACCGUGAGAGGGAAGAACAGCGAUGAAUGCUACAACUACAUUAAAGUGCUGGUGCCGCGCAACGACGAGACUCUGUUUGCCUGCGGCACCAACGCCUUCAAUCCCACCUGCCGUAACUAUAAGAUGUUGACCCUGGAGCAGGAAGGAGAGGAGGUGGUGGGACAGGCUCGAUGUCCCUUUGAGUCCCGCCAGUCCAACGUUGGCCUCUUUGCAGGUGGGGAUUUCUACUCUGCAACCAUGACUGACUUUUUGGCCAGUGAUGCAGUCAUUUACAGAAGUCUGGGUGAAAGCAGUCCUGUUUUACGUACAGUCAAAUAUGACUCCAAAUGGCUACGAGAACCUCAUUUCCUUCAUGCUAUCGAGUACGGGAACUACGUGUACUUUUUCUUCAGCGAGAUUGCUGUGGAGUACACCACUCUAGGGAAGGUUGUUUUCUCCAGAGUGGCACGUGUUUGUAAGAACGACAACGGGGGCUCCCCGAGGGUUCUGGAGCGAUACUGGACGUCUUUCCUCAAAGCCCGUCUGAACUGCUCGGUGCCUGGAGAUUCUUUCUUCUACUUUGACGUCCUGCAGUCGCUGACCAACGUGCUGCAGAUAAACCACCGGCCAGCCGUCCUCGGAGUUUUUACCACACAGGCCAACAGCAUCACGGGCUCAGCAGUCUGUUCGUUCUACAUGGACGACAUAGAGAAAGCCUUCAACGGCAAAUUCAAGGAGCAGAGGAACAGUGAGACGGCUUGGACACCUGUUCCAGAGGAACAAGUCCCCAAGCCAAGACCAGGCAGCUGCGCCGGCGAGGGCUCUGCAGCUGCCUACAAGACAUCCACCACCUUCCCUGAUGAAACCCUGACUUUCAUCAAGUCCUAUCCACUCAUGGACGAGUCCGUGCCUUCAGUCAAUGACAGACCCUUCUUCACCCGCACCACCAGCAGGUUCAAGUUGACCCAGAUUGCAGUGGAUACCUCUGCAGGACCGUAUAAGAACUACACUGUGGUAUUCCUGGGAUCAGAUAACGGACAUGUUCUUAAGAUCCUGGCCAGCACAGAAGGAGCCAAUGCAUCUUUCAACACCCAGCUCCUGGAGGAUAUUGAUGUCUACAAUCCAGACAAGUGCAAUGUGCGGGGUGAGGACAGGAGGGUUCUGGGUCUGGAGUUGGACCGGGAUCAUCAUGCACUGUUCGUGGCCUUCUCCAGCUGUGUAAUCCGUGCGCCGCUCAGUCGCUGCUCUGAGUACAGCACCUGCAAGAAGAGCUGUUUGUCUUCACGGGACCCUUACUGCAUUUGGCUCAAGUCAGGCAGCUGUGCCACAGUCUCACCUGGAUUCAAAGGUGGGUUUGAACAGGAUGUGGAGAAUGGCUACCAGCAGCAUCCUGAUACCUGCCACGAUGUGUUGGCAACGACUCGCAAGCAAAACACAGCGCUAGAUUCCGUGUAUGGGAAGACCACCCCCACAAGCGCCAGCACUACCCAUCAUGGGGCAGCAUUCCCAAAGGAGGCAGGUGACUCUGAAAGAGGUACAGGUCCUGAUCGCCUCCCCCCUGUGGGGGAACAAGGCUCACCUGACUCAGAGCCAAUCAGUGUGGAGAUGGAGGGUGUGAGACGACCUCCGGAGCUGGAGAGGACCAAUCACAGUGUCCAUUACACCCUUCUGAUAGCUUGUGUUUUGGUGGCCUUUGUCCUCGGCGCCUUUGUCUCCGGCUUUCUGGUCUCCUGCUACUGUAACCACGCAGGCCACAAGACAAAGAAAUUAUCAAAAGAUCCUGAAGCCCCAAUCCCACAUGCUUUGUCGCUCCGCAGUCUGGCAAAGCUCAACGGUCUCCUGGACAGCCAGAGUAAAGAGGACAAGCUGGAGGUGUCGUCUCCAAAGAUCUACAAUUCAUUUUUUACCAACAGCAAAGAGCAUCACCCACCAAGGAGAAACAUACACCAUGGAAUGAUGAUGGGAGACCUGGUUCACCCUCACAACCAUCACCUCCACACCUCCUCUGAGCUGUCCGGUCUGCCUACCCCAGACUCCACCCCUGAGCUGCCAAUCAAGAGUAUGAAAGCCUUCAAGAAUCAAUGGGAAAAGAACCAGAACUGCAAUAAUGCCAAAGAACCAAAGUCUCACAACAUCGGGUCCAGGCCCAGUUCAGCUCUGCUUCACCAGCAGGUCUUCCCCUACUCCCAUGGCAUGUCCAAUGGGCAGCCAGUAGUGGGUCACCUGCAUCUAGAGGAGCGUAAAAUCCACAAUGUUGAGCGUGUACUAUCCCAGCCUUACCCGAGCUAUUCUCAGAAGGUGAUGGAGGUAACGUCGCUGGACGAGCUUCUGAAGCACAUCCACGAGGCAAACAGCAGCAAGAACUCCCAGUUAAUGAGCCCAUCAGGUCUGAUGGCCAGUGGAGGUGGAGGACAGCUCGCCUUCUCCAACAGAAUUCAACCUCAUAUCCCCGAAACGGAAUCAGCCCCCUACUACAGCUCCUCCACUUUACCGCGGGACAGUCUGACUCGUCGCAUGGAUGUCCCUCCUGACAUCCCCUCGCACCACCAGUCCACCCUGGAGAGGAGGCUCUCCUCCCAGCGGCAAUCGCUGAUCGCCGCAGCUACCAAAAUGCCCAGUGCGGGCGCAGUUGGAGGAGGAAUGAUCCCCCGCCAGCACAGCUUCAGCCAACGGAACGGUGGGCCUCACCAACCACCUCUCCUCCUGGCCCAGAUGAACUCGACAGGCGCUUGCGAGGUUCAUUAUCCUCUCAUCCCAAACGGGUACCUGACACGCCAACAUAGCUAUAAUGGAGAACAGCAGGAGGUCCAACACAGAGGUGCUAUUGUCCGCAGAUCGUCCUCUCUCAAACCUGAUGUCCCUCCUAAGCCCCUGUUCAUUCCAGCUACAUCUCCAGUCAAUGAACAAGGGAAAUAUAACUACUGAAAAGGUACUCUCUUGGAUUGAUUGUGUUAUCUUUUAAGGAACUUCUUUUUUGAAGAAAUCUUGUGGAUUUGAGGUUGCGGACCCUCACAGGACAACAAAACAAAUUGCGUGGUAGCAAGUCUCACUGUGGACAAAAGCCUCAACCAAACUUAUUUCCACUUUUCUUUUUGUCCAACAAAUAUCUUUGUACCAUAUUGGUAUUGUUCAGCUUCUUGCUUAUUAAACAACCACUGACUCGGAUGACGUGAUGCCACCUCAUUAUUUUAGGCUGCCAAUGUCCUCAAUGUGGAUUUACAAUUUAACAGGUUUUUUUUGUUUUGUUUUUGUUUGUUUUUUUGGGACAAAUUGACGGACAUACUCGGACACAUCUUGAAGACUUAAAAGCCGAAGGCUCCUGCAAUUCUUCAGUUCAUGCUUUUGCUCAACCUUUUUUGAUGUAGUGUUUGUACCCAGUGCCCACCCACCCCACACUCGAAUGUGUUUAUAUUAUGCAUGUGUGUGUAUAUACAGUAUAUGUGUGUUUAUAUCCACACCGUAUAUGUAUACAUAUACAUAUGCAGUAUUUGUAACCUGUGGUGAAAAGUCAGCAAACUCCCCUGAAAGUAGUUAUGUCUUUGCCUUACUAUACUUUCAUUUUUUGAGGCAUACCAAAUGCUCACCCACUCCCCAAAAACAAACAAAAAAAACAUCUUGGAGACACCAAAAAAAUGCAGUUCACCAACAAAACCUGCUGGUUAAAAACCCUUUUUGUAUCAAUACAAAGAAAAAUAUUUAAGCAUAAAUUCUUUUGACUUUUCUCUGCUUCUUUUUCUUCAGAUUCACGUCAGAAGUGACAAAUUUGGGUCCAUUUAGGUUCCACAAGUUUUUUUUUAUUUUAACCUUUAUUCUUCAAGAUUGGUGCUUACAGAUCUGAGGGAUCCAAUAUCCUCUUAAAUGAGGGGGGAAAAUGUAUAUUUUUGGACCUAAAGAGGAAAUGACAAACAUGCCAAAUGGUAUUAUGAGAAAGAACAUAAACACAGAAUGGACUGCAGUUAUUAUAAUUAUUGACGUUGUGGCUAUUGGUUGUAAAUAAAGGAAUAAUAACUAGCCAAAUUUUAACUGUAUGUGUAAAUGUGUGCCUUAUUUAAUAAUAGUGUGUCACAUGGGGGUUAAUGCAAGGGGCUCAAAUGGCUACUAUGCUACAGUAUAUUGUAGGUGUUUGGUUUACAUGGUCGUCCGUAUUUGUCAUCUAAUAUCUAAUAAUUUGAAGAGUUUCAUUCCAGAAAGACCUAUUUGACAUCAGGCCAUUCGGCACCUGCACUUAUAGAAAAAAAGGAGUUGAAUAGAAUGUUUUAAUGUGAGUUUUUGAAAUAUUUUACAAAAAGUUCUAAUUUGGUUUAUCAAAAAUGAGAGAUUAUUUUUUCCAGAAUUAUAUUGAGUUUUGGAAUGAAACCCUUCAUUUAUCUUUUUUUUUUCCGUUUUUCAUCCCAAGAGUGUAAGCCUACAGAUUUGUUUGAGGGGAAGUUUUGGAUAAAGCUUGUGCACAGACUGAGAUUGCAAAUGUUCGGGUUUGACCGUUUCUGUAUUACUUUACUCUCUACUGGGUGUCACUUUCUCUAUAAGUGCCAUUACACUUUGUAUGUUUUCUUUUUUGCUGAUUUUCUGUAGGAGAAGUUCACAGUUCCUCUUAAGUCAUGAUUUACAAGUCUGAAGUGUUUGCAGAAGUUGUUUUAGCUCAUUUUACCUAACAAGAUGUUGAAUUUUUCUUUAGUUUUAGUUGUUUUAAAAACACUUGUGUUCCAGUUUUGUUUUUGUUUUGUUUUUUUGUUUUUUUCCCAAUUUUGAAUUAAAAAUGAAAAUGACGCCUGGCUUCUACGUUGGCCACUCUCGGAUGUUCUGAUUUCUCGGCGUCACCAGGAGUGCGGGUCACUGCGGGUCCAACAGGUUUAGAUUGCGCCUGCCUCCAUGGAAGGGUUCAAUCUGUUCACAGGCGGCCGUGCUGCCUGAAUGUAGUCAGAAUUAUUCUGAGAUAACUUUAACUCACAUAUCACCUCUUCAGAACAUCUGCCACUGAUGCACUUUGCCGAAGCGUUACUUUGAUCAAGGUCGACAAGAAUGAUGAUCAGUUCAGUAGACCUGAGUGAGAACAGCUUUACUGACUGAAAUUUACAAAACCUUAUUUAACCAAGAGCAAAGUUUACAAUUGAUUGGGGUAAAAUGAAAAAAUUAUUUCCAAUAAUAUUAGCUCUAAGAGGAAAAAUGUUUUUUGAGUGAUCAGGCAGCAAAUCAUUAAACAGCCUUUCCCCAAUAAGGGGGAGAUAAUAUUUUGCAAGAGGAAUUGUGGCAGCUACACUGUCCUGUUUUUUUUUAAUAACCUGCAGGUCACAGAUUAUUUGAAAACGGGGAUGUUUCACCUCUGAAAGCUCUGUCAGUAUUUGAUUUUGUGUAAAUACAUUAUCUCUGGGCGGGAUUUCAUUUCAGCAUUCUGUUUUUUUUUUUUUCUCUCUGUUUUCCAGGCUUCGCCUCGUGAUUUAUAUUAAUUUGGUCUCAGAGUACUGAUGUAUGUCUCUUAUAGGAAUCAAUAAAAUUUAAAAGAUGAUG